This is a messenger RNA of Paramacrobiotus metropolitanus, 2966 nucleotides long. RefSeq names its product choline transporter-like 1. Gene Ontology annotation, molecular function: transmembrane transporter activity. Lineage: Eukaryota; Metazoa; Tardigrada; Eutardigrada; Parachela; Macrobiotidae. The record is from RefSeq and is a predicted model, not a curated record. Gene Ontology annotation, cellular component: membrane. Gene Ontology annotation, biological process: transmembrane transport. Bases 344 to 2479 code for a protein of 711 amino acids. The transcript is spliced from 13 exons.
AGCUGCUGAAGUUUUUUUUUUGACACGCUGCACAGGCCACAGAGAGUGCUGUCUGCCGCAGUGACUCGGUCUUGGAGUAGCGGCAUGACGAGAGCAAGUCUGCUCUCGCAUGACUUGAUUCUUGACGUCGUCUCCGUGCGGUUGCGACGUGCGACUAGACGGUGAAAUCAUUCCGCUGAUAUAAUCUUUGGCUCAAAAGGAAAGAAGCGGCGUUAUCGUUUGCGAUAAUCCGUGUUGUGGUUUACACUUGAUGUGGUACAAUUGUAAAAGAUAUAUUUUCUGAAUCAGUUUUAGAGUCUGUAUACAAAAGUUUACAUGAUUUAUACCUUGACUUUUGGAGAAAAUGGUUAGUGGAGUAGCUGGUUCGGAAGAGGAGUUGGACGGACCUGUUUGUUAUCAUGAUCUGAAGAGCCGACCACGACGCUGCACGGAUCUUCCGUGCUUGUUCGUAUUCUUGAUUUUCGUCAUUUUUCUGAUUGUCGGAGGGAUUCUUGCAGCAGUGUUCGGAUCGCCGUUUCGACUGCUCUAUGGACACGAUUCAUUCGGGAAUGUUUGCGGAAUUUUUAAUGAUCGCAUUGAUAAUCGCACGUUGACGGGAUUGGAUUUACGGGACAAACCGUACGUCUUCUCCUUCGAUAUCAACAAUCCACGGGAUUCGUUGAAGAUUUGUGUUAGCCGCUGUCCCGAUCGCCCUCUCUCCACACUGAAAGAUCUAGAGAAUUAUGGGCGACGUGAAGGCGUCGCGCUAUGUCGUUAUGAUAUCUCCAUAGCCGAAUAUGGGAAGAGCGAUACCGUCCUUCUGAAUAGCGACGAAUGUGCGGCGCUACGGCGCGAUGCCACCGCGGUGGAGAUCCUUGCGAAUUACGGGGUGAAUGGAUGCCUCGUAAAAAUCGCCCAGUGGCGCGAGGGAUAUGGGAACUGUCCCAGAUUACCGGUUCAACCGAGCUUUCCCGUGUUACGACGCUGCGUUCCCGACAAGGCCAGUUUGUCAACAUCCGACGUGCAUGUGGUGUACGAUUUCUACGCCUACCUGAACAGCUUCGAUUUCUUCUCGCAAAUUCUGGCCGACUUGUAUGCCAGCUACCGUGAAGUCAUUGGAUUAUCCUUCGCUGCCCUAGUGCUAUCGGGAGUACUUUUGCUGGUUUUAUACUACUGGACAGCUGCGAUUAUUUACGUCAUAUUGAUCCUGGUCAGCUUGGGCAGCGUGGUGGCGACGGCUUUGUUGUGGUGGGCAUGGAGCAGUUUAAAACAGUCUCUAGAUUCUCGGCUGUAUUUUGGUCAGUACGACAUUCUGGAGGAGGAAAGCAAAAACGAGAUUAUCCUCUUGACGUUUGCUAUUCUGGCGACUGCCCUUACAGUGAUCUUGUUUCUUAUGCCGAUCUGUAUUCGGCUGAAGAUCGAUUAUGUAACCCGCAUGUACGAGGAGGCCACGGUGUGCAUUCGCGGGAUACCGUCUCUGCUGCUGCAGCCAGUGUGGACGUUUCUUAUUCUGGGAUCGUUUCUGAUGUUAUGGUGCGGCGUGAUGCUUUGCUUGGCGACUUCCGAGAUUCCGCGUUUUGUGCGCAAGCAGAUUACGGUGGACUUUUUGUCGGCCAAGGUGGCCAUACCCGACACGUCCUUCACGGUGAUCGAGUAUGACCAGCAGACGCCGAUGCGUUUUAUGUGGAUUUUCUACGUGCUGGCCUUAAUCUGGAUUAGCGAAUUUAUUCUGGCCUGUCAGCAGCUGGUUGUAGCCGGUGCUAUUUCCAAGUGGUAUUUUGAAAGGGAUAAAAAGCAAUGUUCCAGUCCGGUGUUAUCCUCCAUCAGCCAGUUGAUUUGGUAUCAUCUCGGUUCGGUUGCUCUUGGAUCAUUCCUGAUUACCAUUUUCAAAGUGCCACGCUUGAUUGUGCAAUAUUGCCGAAGAUUUUUGCGUCGGAGACAUGGAUCCUGUUCUGAUGCGACGUACCGCUGCUGCGGUGGAUGCUGGUGGAUUUACGAUCGGUUUCUUGGGCAGUUGAAUCACAAUGCAUAUGCCAUCAUAGCGGUCCAGGGAACGGUUAACUUCUUCCCAGCUGGAGCGGAGGCCCGGUCAUUGUUGCACGAUAACGCUUUACCGAUGAUGGGGGUGAACUGUGUAGGCGAUUUCGUUCUUUUUCUGGGAAAGUGUGCCAUUACCGCCAUUUUAGCUAUUUUGGGUAUUGUGUGUAUGAAAUACGACCCGCAGCUGCAUUUGUAUGCCAUACCGCUUCUGUUGUGCUGCAUUUUUGGAUACUUCAUUGCACAUUCGGUUCUUUCCUUGUAUGAGAUGGUGAUUGAUACCAUCUUCUUAUGCUACUGCGAAGACAUCCGUCUCCAGGAAGAAUGCUGGAGCGGCGCCACGGAUGUGGUUGACCGGUCAACCGGACUAUUCGCCACUCCGACGCUGCGCGAAUUCAUGGCCAGUGCGCCGGUGAAAUUCCGCAAGCCGCGCAUUGUAACCACGGCUCCGUCUAACGAAUAACCUGUCUGACGGUUCUUCUUUCCUUUACGACCACUUCCUACCUCCCGGUUUCCAAAUCUCCCUAGUCCAAAGCCUGUAUCCUUGACCUCAAUUCCUAUGGUUGCUGUUUUUCGCCUGUGACAUAUUAGCGUGCAUUUGAUGGACUUCAUGUUUGCAUUUUUGUAGUUGGCUUUCGUAGUCAUUUCCGGUGGCAGCCCAUCCCGGUCAACGACUGAAUUUUAUUUUUUAAUUUUUAUUUGUUUAAAAAUUCUUACGAAACGUUUUUGAUUGGUGAAUUCUAGAUUGUUUCAACAGAAAUCUGUACAGUUUUCUCUAUUUGUUUAUAAGGUUUAAUUGUACUCAUGUACUGUACUUGAAAUACUGUAAAGUACUUUGAGUCAUUAACUAAACGCUGUAAUUAUGUGCAAAUUAAUAGAAUGCCAUGAGGUGUGGCCCUCGAAGCAAUAAUUUUAUGCGAUCUGUACCUCAACAAAUGAUUUACACAAUU